Molecule: messenger RNA, 1728 nt
Organism: Podospora anserina S mat+
Lineage: Eukaryota; Fungi; Ascomycota; Sordariomycetes; Sordariales; Podosporaceae
Exons: 2
Coding region: 1-1728 (575 amino acids)
Biological process (GO): transmembrane transport
Molecular function (GO): transmembrane transporter activity
Source: RefSeq, a predicted model, not a curated record
AUGGCCAGCGUCGACACCAACGUGAAUGAGUUCGACAGGGCCGACACUCGGCGUGGGCCGGGGCUCCAUUUCUGGCUUGCCUUCUGGGCCAUAGCCCUGACUAAUCUCGCCGCAGCCUUGGACGCCACGUCCCUCUCUGUCGCCCUGCCGGUGCGUUCCGACCUCUCCCCCACAAGUAGAAACGAUGUGAACACCGGGCUGACACAACAUGGACAGGCAAUAUCCGCGGCCAUCGGCGGCGAUGGCAACAGACAGACCGAGGCCUUCUGGGCCGGGACAUCCUACCUACUCGCCUGCACCGUUGUGUUGCUCCUCUGGGUAUCCCUGAGCGACGUCUUUGGCCGCCGUCCCGUUCUGAUGCUGGCGUUGGUCAUCUUUGCCGCCGGCUCCGUGGUUUGUGCCGUCUCCCAAAACUUUACUGUCAUGAUCGCCGGCCGGACCGUUCAGGGGCUCGGCGGCGGCGGAGUGCUUGGUCUCACCACCGUGUUGGUGACCGAUCUAGCGCCUCUUAGGGAGCGCGCUCGUCUUUAUGCCUUGAUCAGCUCCAUCUGGGCCGUGGGCAGCACUACCGGACCCAUUAUUGGUGGUGCUUGUGCUGAAGCAGGCCAGUGGCGAUGGAUAUUCUGGCUCAACCUUCCCGUCGUCGGACUCGGCUUGUUUGGUAUUGGCUUCUUCCUGAAGCUUACCCGGCCGAGCGGUGACACCACGGCCAGGCUGCGGAACCUGGACUACUUCGGCUCGACCCUCUUCAUCGCCUCCGUCACGGCUUUCCUUGUAUCGGUGACCCUGGGGGGUUCGCAGUUUCCCUGGAGCAGCUGGCACACGCUCGUCCCCCUGUGUCUUGGUGCUGCGGGCAUGGCGGGUGUUGCUGUGUUCGAGUGCUACGGCACGUCCACGCCCUUCAUCCCCGUCUACAUAUUCCGGAACUACUCAACAACGGCGGUAUACGCCGGCAGCUUCGUUCACGGGCUCAUCCUUUACUCUCUCGUGUACUACAUGCCCGAGUAUUUCCAAGCCGUCCUGGGCUACAGCCCGCUGAUUGCAGGCGUCGCCGCCCUCGCCCAGACCGCGACGGUAGUUCCAUGCGCCAUCUUCGUCGGCGUGGUCGUGUCCAAGACCGGCCGCUACCGCUGGGCUGUCUGGAGCGGUUGGGUGCUAGCAACCUUGGGCUGCGGGCUCCUGAUACUCUUGGGCGCCGACACCAGCAUCCCGGCGUGGAUCUUCCUCACUGCCGUGUCCGGGCUGGGCAUGGGGAUCCUAUUCCCGUCCAUCACGCUCGCGCUGCAAGCCUCGGUCCCGCCCGCAGACGUGGCCACGGCCGCAACGCUGGUUCUCUUCUUCCGCUCGUUCGGACAAGCGGUCGGCGUGGCCAUCGGUGGAUCGAUUCUAGAAAAUCACAUGCAGGUGGAACUCCAGCAACCAGAAAUUGCCUCGCUGCUGCCACCAGCCAUUGCAAAUAUUGGAGCCGUAACGCUGGCAUCCAUGAUGAAGAACAUGCCCUCGGGGUCCCCGUUGGCGAUGGCGUUGAGAGGCGCCCUUGUCCGUACUUUCCAAGUUAUCUGGGCGACCAUGUGCGGUCUGGCAGGCGUGACCAUGUUGUCACAGUUUACCAUCAAGGAAUACAGUAUGGAUCAGGAACACAUCACUGACCACCGUUUCCAGCAAGAAAAGCAAGAGUCCGGCCAAGAGAUUUUGAGACUGGGUUCAAACCGAAAGGAAGGAGAAUGA